Durotheca rogersii is the source of this 1605-nucleotide messenger RNA. RefSeq names its product aldehyde dehydrogenase. The coding region runs from base 1 to 1605 and encodes 534 amino acids. Gene Ontology annotation, biological process: aldehyde metabolic process. Gene Ontology annotation, molecular function: aldehyde dehydrogenase (NAD+) activity. The transcript is spliced from 2 exons. Gene Ontology annotation, cellular component: cytoplasm. Lineage: Eukaryota; Fungi; Ascomycota; Sordariomycetes; Xylariales; Xylariaceae. The record is from RefSeq and is a predicted model, not a curated record.
AUGGCCUCCAGCAUCGAGUCCGCCUUCGAGGCCACGCCGCUCGACGCCAUCCCCAAGAUCGUUGCCACGGCUCGCGACUCGUUCCAAUCUCAGAAGACGAAGGAUGUCGAGUGGCGACUCGUCCAGCUGCGGAAGCUCUACUGGGGCAUCGCCGACUACACCGAGAAGUUCCAGGCUGCCUUGCAGAAGGACCUCCACAAGCCCCCCCACGAGGCCAUCCUGACCGAGAUCCACCACUUGGUCCAAGACCUCGACCUCAGCCUCAAGAAGCUGAAGACCUGGGUCAAGGACGACAGGGACCUCGACUACCCUUUGACCUUCUACCCCAUGAAGCCGCGGGUCCGCAAGGAGCCCCUGGGGACGGUGUUGAUCAUCGGCCCCUACAACUUCCCCCUGAUGCUGAACCUCGCCCCGUUGGUCGGCGCCAUCGCCGCCGGCUGUACCGCUGUCAUCAAGCCCUCGGAGAACGCGCCCGCCACCGCCGUGGCCAUAAAGGAGAUGGUCGAGAACUAUCUCGACCCGUCGAGCUUCUUCGUCGUCAACGGCGCCGUCCCCGAGACCACCGCCCUGCUCGACCAGAAGUGGGACAAGAUCUUCUACACCGGCAGCGGGGGCAUUGCCAAGAUCAUCGCCAAGAAGGCAGCUGAGAACCUCACGCCGCUCACCCUCGAGCUCGGCGGCCGAAACCCGUCCUUUGUGUCCAAGUCUUCGAACUUGGCCCUCGCCGCCAGGCGCCUCCUGUGGGGCAAGACGCUCAACUCCGGGCAGGUCUGCCUGUCGCAGAACUACGUGCUUGUGCAGCGGGACAUCGUCGACGACUUCGUCAAACAGCUCAACGCGAGCUACAAGGAGUUCUUCCCCGACGGGCCCCAGAAGAGCCAGGACUACGCGCGCAUCAUCAACGAGCGCCACUUCGACCGCAUCAAGAAGAUGCUCGACACCUCCAGCGGCAAGGUCGUGCUCGGCGGUGAGACGGACCGCUCCGACCUCUACAUCUCGCCCACCGUCGUCCUCGUCGACUCCCUCGAUGACCCCGUCAUGAGGGAAGAGUCCUUUGGCCCCCUCUGGGGCAUGGUGGCGUACGACACACUCGAGGACGCGAUUAAGAUCAUGAACAAGGUGGACCCCACACCCCUGUCGCUUGUGACGUUCGGGUCGAAAGCCGAGAACGAGAAAAUCCUCAGCCAGGUGACCUCGGGCGGUGCGACGCUCAACGACUCAUGGAUGCACGGAGGCAUCGCGACGCUGCCGUUCGGUGGGGUGGGCGAGUCGGGAACCGGGUCGUACCACGGGCGCUCGUCGUUUGACUGCUUCACCCACCGACGGACGGUGGCCGAGGUGCCCGGGUGGAUGGACGGCUUGCUGCGCGUGCGGUACGCUCCCUUCUCGCCCGCCGAGUUCCGCCGCCACAUGUGGAUGACGGCGUCGCGGCCCGACUUCGACCGCGAUGGCAAACCCCUCUCGCGCGUCAGCUACUGGCUCUGGCUCGUCUUUGGACUCGGAGGCCCUUCUGCUAAAGGUGCGUUGCUCCGCUGGAUGACUGUCCUCGCCUCUGCGUACGCCCUCGCGAACUACUGGCCCGCACAUAAGAGGUGGCUCUCUUGA